AUGGCUGACUUCGAGCUCGAUGGCAAUGCGAACCUCGUCGACCGAGAGCGAAACAGGAUCCCGGAGCCCCGCAAAGUCUCGCAUAGCGCGGCACUUAUUUCUAUGCCUGGAAACCUCGCGGACCAGAUGAGACUCGGGGGGACUGAUGACGGCCUGAGACUCUUCGCUAAACUGGUGGAGAAGAUCGCGAAUCUGAGUGAGGACCAUAAGGACACCUUGCACCUUCACCGCGUCACGGUGAAGUCGCAGGAGUGGCAGGCGUUUGUCGAUCUCGUCAAGCGCGAGCUUCCGGUCCUGGACGCUUACGAAAACUGCUGGCCCGUCGCGGCCAUCGUGCGCGAACAUCGCCGCCGCAGCUUCAAUGGUAGGAAGGAAGGCCUGUUGCGCUGGCAGUCCAAGGCUCCUGCAGAACUAGCGGACGACCUCCGCAGAGCGCCAUCUCCGCUGCCGCGCGACGACUCGGAGCAGGCGCCGGUCGCCGGUCCAUCUGGUAUGGCACACGAUGACGGAGAGUCAGAAGAUUACCAGGCCAGCGCCCAGGAUGCGGAUGCGCCGAAUCUGCUGCCUAUGCUUCGGUCUCGGGCCUCUCGCGAGCCAAGCGUGGAGCUUAAAAUGCAGGCGAGCUCGUCGUGCCCAGGCUCAGGCAAUCGCGCUCCAGCGACUCGUGGCGCUCGGCGCACCGGUGCGAGGGCGGAUCGCCGCAUCUCGAAGGUUUCAGUCCGGGCUGGACAUGGCGCCGAUGCGCACCAUGACGCCGGGGUGGUCAACAUGAGCCCCGUGCUCGACUUUCUCAGCAAACUACGCCCGGAGCAGACACGCCUGCUGCCGGUACUCGCCGCGAAGGGCAUCGUCGACGGCGCCGCACUCGACGGCUUUGCGCACUUCCCGGCGAAGCAGCGCAAGUCGAUGCUGAACUCGUGGCUCAGGGAGGAGGCUAUCACCGAGCUGCAGUUCGAGGUUCUCAAUGGAGGCUUCGAAAGAAUGGGUGCUGGGGCGGCGAUGGAAUGA
Trametes versicolor FP-101664 SS1 is the source of this 1008-nucleotide messenger RNA. RefSeq lists its product as uncharacterized. The transcript has 6 exons. Lineage: Eukaryota; Fungi; Basidiomycota; Agaricomycetes; Polyporales; Polyporaceae. The coding region runs from base 1 to 1008 and encodes 335 amino acids. The record is from RefSeq and is a predicted model, not a curated record.